Molecule: messenger RNA, 980 nt
Organism: Sorex fumeus (smoky shrew)
Lineage: Eukaryota; Metazoa; Chordata; Mammalia; Eulipotyphla; Soricidae
Gene: LAPTM4B
Product: lysosomal protein transmembrane 4 beta
Exons: 7
Coding region: 97-777 (226 amino acids)
Cellular component (GO): lysosomal membrane
Source: RefSeq, a predicted model, not a curated record
GCGGGGGACGCACGCGGCCCCGGGCAACCGCGACCGGCGCGGCACGACGACCCCCGACUCGCUGGGCGCGCGCUCGCGGCCCUGUGGCCGGCAGCCAUGAAGAUGGGCGCCCCCUGGACGCGCUUCUACUCCAACAGCUGCUGCCUCUGCUGCCAUGUCCGCACGGGCACCAUCCUGCUGGGCGCCUGGUACCUGGUGGUCAACGCCGUGGUCCUGCUGAUCCUGCUGAGCGCCCUGGCCAACCCAGACCACUACCAAUUCUCCAGCUCGGAGCUCGGGCAGGAGUUUGAAUUCAUGGAUGAUGCCAACAUGUGCAUCGCGAUCGCCAUCUCUAUCCUCAUGAUCCUGAUCUGUGCCAUGGCCACGUACGGCGCGUACAAGCAACAUGCUUCUUGGAUCAUCCCGUUCUUCUGUUACCAGAUCUUUGAUUUUGCGCUGAACGCCUUGGUUGCCGUCACCGUGCUGGUGUAUCCAAACUCCAUCCAGGAAUACAUCCGGCAGCUGCCUCCCAGUUUCCCCUACAAAGAUGAUAUCAUGUCAGUGAAUCCUGCUUGCUUGGUCUUUGUUAUUCUCCUGUUCAUCAGCAUCAUCUUGACUUUCAAGGUUUACCUGAUCAGCUGUGUCUGGAACUGCUAUCGGUAUAUCAACGGGCGCAACAACUCUGAUGUCCUGGUUUACGUGACCAGCAAUGACACAACGGUGCUGCUUCCCCCCUAUGACGAUGCCAGUGUCGGUGGUGCUGCCAAGGAGCCACCCCCGCCCUACGUGUCCGCCUGAGCCCGGCCGGCCGCCUCCCCGCUGCAGCGCUGUCCUCGGCCUCCGUGGAGAUGUCGGGGUGGACCUGCCAGCAUCUGCCCGAGACCCUCGUGGGGGUGGCAGGCGUCUGCGCUGUCAGCCCAGAACCGGAGCAGCCUGCGUCCUCCCUGCUGGGCCCCAGAGCCCUGGCACGAGCCCCCAGUUCCUGUCCCCUUGGUUUCCGG